UUGUCAAAAGCAGUCUGCACUCUGCAGCUGCAGUCUGGUGAGAGGUGAAUGGUUGUGCAAUUUAUUAUCCUACAUCUUUAAAAGAUUGUGUUUUAAUCACUAUUUACUUAUCAUGUGAAAUGUCUGAAGUGAAUAUAGUGAAAAAUGAGAAAAUUCAAAUCAUCAUUCAUGAGUUCUUAUACUUAACUCAAAAACUGUAUUCAAUUAACAAACAUGACUUCAGAACUUGAAGAAGUGGAUGCCGAAAAUGACUCUGAUAGAUUUGAGGACUCAGUAGAUCCACGAGUUCAGGUGGAAUUAGAAAGACUGAAUGCAGCUACAGAUGAUAUCAAUAGGCUUGAAGUUGAUUUAGAUGAGGCUCGAGCCGGAUUUCGUAGUCUACUAUGUGAAUCAACAGCACGCCUUGACACUGUAGGACGCAAGCUUGGAUCGUGUGUUGAAAAAGCAAGGCCUUAUUAUGAAGCAAGAAUAAAAGCCAAACAGGCACUCGUUGAAACGCAGUUGGCUGCUGUGAAAUAUGAAAGGGCGAACUCUGCUCAUGCUGCAGCCAAAGAAAUGGUUUAUCUUGCAGAAGAAGGAUUGUGCACCGAAGGAAGAACAUUCGAUCAUGCUUGGCAAGAAAUGCUUAAUCAUGCUACCAUGAGAGUGAAUGAGUCAGAACGAGAAAGAACUUUGAGUGAAGCUGAACAUAGGCGAACCUCGUUGACCUAUCAGCAUGCAGAAAUCCGCGUUCAACACUUACAGAAAGAUCUCAAGAAAUCCAUUAUAAAGUCAAGUAUGAAUACAUUUUGUGCUCUCAUGGCGCUUAAUCAUUUGGCAGCUGCAGCUUGUCACAAAGACUUACCCUAUUUCGAAUUGAAAGCACAAUUCAACCAAAUAUUCGAGGAACAAAAGUGCAGAGUGAAGGAAUUGGAGCAGAGAGUGAGUGCUGCUAAGCAAAGCUAUGCUGAAGCUCUCGGUAAUCUUGAACGGAUCAGCGAUGAAAUACAUAGAAUUAGGCAAUAUGAUCGAGAUCCCCAUCGGAAAAGGAUGAUUCGCAGCUUAGGUACUUCUGGAGAGUCCCAGGUUGCUCCAUCUACUGUUUCAGCCACUACAUUGAGCAGUUCUACUGAUCACUGGUCAGACUCAGGAUCGGCCGAUUCUGAAUCAGAGGAGCAAUAUUUGAGACUUCCAGACAGGUUAGGCCCUGUUGGAUCACCUAUCAUACCAAAGAAUCUUCAGGAGGAAGUACACUUGAACCGUUCAGAAAAAGCAAGCCUUUCUCCCUACACUAAAAUCAAACAGAGUAAAGAGCCCAACUCCAGAACUAAAGUGCAUCCUGAUAAACCUUUGUCUAGUGAACCAGCAACAGAUGCUGGACGAAAUGAAGCAGCGAACUCGGCGGAUAGCAGUCGAACCACCAAAGAAGAUGAAAACGUUAUACAAUCACUGUUCUCAAAAAUAGUUCCUUCCAAACUGAGACAAAACAAUGAACCUAAAGCAAGUGAUGACAGUUGGCUGGCCACAAGUGAUGAUGCGAAGUUGAAUCGAAGUAUGUGUCAAGUGCAGUUGGAGUCUUGCUCCGAAGCCAGCUUCACCCUAUCCAACAAAACUUCACCGGAAUCUGAUAAAAACUUGGAUAAGUCGGGAGAAGUUUGGACUGAAGUUGACUUGAAUGAGGCGUCGCAGGCGACCGAACCAGAAGACGCCCCUGAAGAAGGGGCAGCACUAAAUAAUGAAGAAGGAGCCGCGAGAUUUAAACUGGAUUCUGGUCUUUCUAAUUGGAUAUCCCGUUCCUCAGUCGAGCAGAACACAAGUGCCUCCAGAAGGCAAAGCUUGGAUACUCUUAUCAUGGGCAGUCUUGCUACGGGAGAGCGAGUCAAAGAGCUCUGGUCACAGGGUAUCAUGAAACUGAAUAUUUCGUCGCUAACAGAAAGAAGAUCUAGUGAUCCGCGCACUGAUAAACCAACUGCAGGCCAUAGCCUAUCACGGAAGGCUCCGUCGCCCCUUGACAAGUCCCUGCUAUGUCUCAAUGCCGAUGAUGAUAUGCCAUCCGAUAGUGAAAGCCUUGCCAGUGUUGAGAUGUUGAGUGACGAGCAAAUAUCUUGCCUCAUGCUUGAUCCAGAGAUACGGGAAGCUUGUCAAGAAGUUUUCAAGACAACUUCCAUUAGAGAAACUUCACAGAUACAUCUAGAUAGAGAUAAACAUCUAUAGGAGGUAUAUAUUUAACAAUGUUCAGUGAAUACAUACUUCAUUCUCUUCAUAUCAACUGUCGGCUUCAUCAAUGAGCAAUAAGAUGAAAUUGGUUCUUCCAGAAGUGUCUUAGGAAGUCUGCAACUUUGAAGUUUUCUUCACCUGAUCCUUGAAAUCAAACCUACUGAUUCUUCGGAGAGUCUACUGCUUGGUUGGGUAGAAUAUUUUCUCACUCAAGUGAUGAAAAUCAGUCUAGUUUUAUAGAUUUUUUAGCUUUAAUGAUAUGCCAAAUCAAUUUGUUUGAUUAUUUUAGUAAUCUAAAAUGAAAUUACUCCAGAUAGUGUCUAAUAGUAGUGCAAUAGUAUUGAUCUUAUUUAUUUAUAUCAUCCCAGGAUGUAAAAUAUUUAAUGUUCUCGUGUUAAGUGAAAAAAUUAUGUCACAAAUCGUUAGAAUAGCCUAUGAUAUAGAGUAGAUAAUUAGAUAUUAUUCAAUGAAGGACAUUCAACAAUGUUUAUAGCUAGUGUGGCUUUUAGUGCUUGUGUCUUAAGCACUUAUAGCACAUUAUUUGUUUUUUUUUUUCAAUUUCAGAACUUAUCAGCUUUUAAAAAGUAGGUGACUCGAAACUCACAACCGUGUUAAUUUCGAACUUACUCUAGUUAACUUUUUAUUAUUUGUAUUUCAAUAAAAAUGUUGUUCUGGAUGCAUUGACAUUUAUAUUGUUAUAAAUGCAUUAUUGCACUCACCAUCUGAUACCAUAGUGUCGUACACUAUGAAACUAUUUGGGAAUGAACUUCAAAAGUUCAAAACAAAUUAUAGGUCCAAAAUUAUAUUUUUUAAAACUACGCAAAGUCUAGUUUAUGGUACCUACUCCAAAGUUGUUUUCCAGUAUGAAGCUUUAUUCUGUUUCAGGAAGUCUAGUACUUUCAAUUUCAUGUUAUCAAAUAAAAAAGUCAUUCUAUUCCUUUCUUCAUUUGAAUUACUUGAACGAACUGGAAUCUGGCAGUCAACCGAAAUACAGGGUCUGCAUAAUAAGUAACCGGACUGACCUCAGGAAAUUUUGUAUGGGCAAAAUAUGUACAAUUUUUCAUCAGAUAUCUUCAAAGUAGUCCCUAUUGGAGUCGAUAACGAGCUGAUACCGGAUUUUUAAA
Molecule: messenger RNA, 3320 nt
Organism: Nilaparvata lugens (brown planthopper)
Lineage: Eukaryota; Metazoa; Arthropoda; Insecta; Hemiptera; Delphacidae
Product: SH3 domain-binding protein 5
Exons: 12
Coding region: 214-2193 (659 amino acids)
Biological process (GO): negative regulation of protein tyrosine kinase activity; intracellular signal transduction
Cellular component (GO): cytoplasm
Molecular function (GO): protein kinase inhibitor activity
Source: RefSeq, a predicted model, not a curated record